CAAGUAGGUACGUUUUAAUUAUUUAUUUUACCGUUAAUUAUUUGUAAUUAGUUUUGCUAUCGGUAUCAAAAUGCGCGCAGCGUUACUUUUCGUCACCCUUAUAGGUUUUGUGACAGCAGGGCCUUUAGUUUCUGAGCAGAAGGUUAAUUUGGAACAAAUAGACACUGCGGUCGGCGAAAGGAAUGGGCCAAUAGAGACCGCCAUUUUGGAUUUAUUGGAAAGCCUCAGGCAGUUGAUGGUUGAUGGCACUGACACGAUUCCACCCCUGGACCCUCUCGUCGUUGGGAGAAUCCACUUAGAUGAUGAAACUCUGCCUCUACCGGGGGCGUUCAUCACACUGAACGAUAUGAUCGUAAGGGGCAUCAGUACAUUCCGUGUGGAUGAUAUCCGGCUAUCAAUGGCGAGCCUAAUACCAUUGCGUCAAAGACUGGACUUCAAUGUUGUGAUACCAGCCAUUGACGUUGAGACAAGCAGCUACGCGCUAUUUUUGAGAAUUUUUGGUGGUGAUAUUUAUGGAAAAGGUGACAUGAAAUUAACUAUAUCAAAUGCUAGAGUUAAGGGCCAUGUUACAGUCGGCCUUCGGCGUGACAACGGUGUAUUUGCCACCAUUACUGCUUGCCGAAUCAGCUUUACACUUGAUUCUUUUGAGCCCGUAAUUACUGGAAUGUUUAACGAUGAGGCCAGUAGUGAAUUUGUAUCCAGAUUUUUGAGUAAUUUGAUACCUGGAAUGUUGGAAUAUUUCGAGGACGAUAUUACGAACAUUUUAAGCUCAGGUAUGCUAAUCAUCGGAAAUUUGAUUCUGGCUAACUUGGACUUGGGGAACUUGCUUCCAUCAGUGGCUCCCUAAGAAAAUUAACCACACGACCAUGAUUGACUUAGGUACUAUAAAUUAUACCAGUAAGACAAACGGGCACGGCCGAUUUUCCAAUUUCGUUAAUUUAAUAACUGAAGAAUACGUUACCUAUUGGAAAUCUGCGAAACUGGAUUUUUAUUCGGUGGUUCAACAUAACCAAUGUAAUUAAUUACUAGU
Molecule: messenger RNA, 1030 nt
Organism: Maniola jurtina (meadow brown)
Lineage: Eukaryota; Metazoa; Arthropoda; Insecta; Lepidoptera; Nymphalidae
Exons: 8
Coding region: 71-847 (258 amino acids)
Source: RefSeq, a predicted model, not a curated record